Molecule: messenger RNA, 860 nt
Organism: Sipha flava (yellow sugarcane aphid)
Lineage: Eukaryota; Metazoa; Arthropoda; Insecta; Hemiptera; Aphididae
Gene: RpS3
Product: 40S ribosomal protein S3
Exons: 4
Coding region: 98-835 (245 amino acids)
Biological process (GO): translation; positive regulation of apoptotic signaling pathway
Cellular component (GO): nucleus; cytosolic small ribosomal subunit
Molecular function (GO): RNA binding; structural constituent of ribosome
Source: RefSeq, a predicted model, not a curated record
UUUGGUUAACAAUUUUCAUGCCAUUUGUGUUACAUCUAGAAAAUUGUAGCGUGCCGUCAUAUUCUAUUUAACCCCCGAAAACAAGUAUAAAGACAAGAUGCCAGCCAAAACGACGUCCGUGAAGAAAAGGUUUGUAUCUGAUGGUAUGUUACGUGCUGAACUAAAUGAGUUCUUGACACGAGAACUUGCUGAGGAUGGUUAUUCUGGUGUUGAUGUCCGUGCUGCUCCAUCACGUACAGAAAUUGUUAUCUCUGCUACUCGUACCCAAAAUGUAUUGGGUGACAAGGGACGUCGUAUUCGUGAACUCACUUCUCUUAUACAGAAACGUUUUGAUUUCAAAGACAAAGCAGUAGAACUUUUCGCUGAAAAAGUAGCUCAACGUGGAUUAUGUGCUGUUGCCCAAGCUGAGUCAUUGCGUUACAAGUUAAUCGGAGGUCUAGCUGUCAGAAGGGCAUGCUAUGGUGUAUUGAGAUUCAUCAUGGAAAGUGGAGCUAAGGGAUGUGAAGUUGUAGUAUCUGGUAAAUUAAGAGGUCAGCGUGCUAAAUCUAUGAAAUUCGUAGAUGGACUUAUGAUUCACAGUGGUGAUCCUUGCAAUGAUUAUGUUAAUGUUGCUACUAGACACGUUCUGUUGAGACAAGGAGUUUUGGGUAUCAAGGUAAAAAUUAUGUUGCCGUGGGAUCAAUCUGGUAAACUUGGUCCAAAGAAGCCUUUGCCGGAUAAUGUUAGUGUUGCUGAGCCUAAAGAAGAAAUUCUACCUAUUGCACCGACUAGUGAUAUCAAAACUAAACCAGAAGUGGCGGUACCUGCUGUUCCAGUAGUACCUGUUGUUGGAUAAAAUGAUUGUAUAAAAUAAAGUUUUU